Messenger RNA from Microthlaspi erraticum, 441 nucleotides. The record is from the annotation of a GenBank genome assembly. Lineage: Eukaryota; Viridiplantae; Streptophyta; Magnoliopsida; Brassicales; Brassicaceae.
AUGGACUCGGUCGAGCUAGGCAACCUCGACCGAUUGGUCUAUGAGAUGCUCCAAACCGCCAUCAACAGAGAUAAGGCACUGUCCCACCACCUGUUCAGAACCACAACUUUGAGAUCAAGCUGGAAGGCCUUUCUUGCUAAGUUUUUCUCCACCGGUCGCACAGCGAAGCUAAGGAGUGAGAUAUCGAGCUUCAUACAUAGGAACAAUGAGACAUUUGCUGAGGCUUGGGAGAGGUUCAAGGGCUACACAAGUCAGUGCCCUCAUCAUGGCUUCAACAAUGAGUCUUUGCUCUCUACUGUUUAUAGAGAAUGCUUGGCAAGAUAUAGAGAGAUGUUGGACACAGCCAGCAAUUGGAACUUCCUGAAUAGGGCUAGGUGUAUCCUUGCUCUGUUUUGGAGAAGCAUUCAUGUCGAUGCUCUACUCUGCAUCUUCAUCAUGUAG